AGGGCUACUUAACGAACAGACGACUCAAGUCCCGACAAACGUCGAACACAACUUCUACAACUCCUCAAUUGAAGCAUUGAAUUCUGCGGCUGCUAUCUUGGAGGUCGCCGAACUAGACGCUCAAAGUCUUCAGUCUCAAUGCAUCUACCACUAGCGAUGCUGGGCCUCCCAGCAUCGCUGCUGAUGCUAGUCGCAACACAGCUGCAGGCGCAACAGCUACCGACAGCAAUCAAGAAAAUGUCCCUAGACGAAGGCGAGAAGAUAAUGCCGCACCACCUGGCAUUUGCCCCCGAAUUUGCGCCUCUACAAUCGCCUGUGCAAGCUCGUAGUUUGCUCACUCCCGAAGAAGAGUCGCUGCUCGCUGCGAACUCAAGCGCAACCAUAUCCUUUCGGCCGCCGUUUGGUAUACACUAUUCAGAGAGCUCAUUAGAGCACAGGAACAUCGGGCCACUCUGGCGGAGGUCGAAAGAAGCGCUGCACAGAUUACAGGGACGAGACUACUCCUGCCCAACAAAUACACAAAGUUGCGAUUCAAUAGGACAACCAAAUUACUGCUGCGCGACAGGCGAGACCUGUUUCACGGUUGAAAAUGCGCCAGAUGCUGGAAAUGUUGGCUGCUGCCCUUCAGGACAGAACUGUGGAGGGAGCGUGGGGGCUUGCGGGUCCGGUAGCACGGCGUGUUCGGCGGACGUAGGUGGUGGAUGCUGCAUUCCCGGGUUCGUAUGCGCCCAGAUCGGCUGUAUAGCGAGCACCGUCACAGCUAUUACUAUGACCACCACGAGCUCGACGGUCGUGUCUGGACCCUCGGCUUCGACAGCUGUCACAACGGUUGUAGUGACGGUCAGUCCGAGCAUACAGACGACGGUCAGUACGUCUACCUCAAUCACAACUCUUCCCACGCCAACGACAACUGCAACCGAGACAACGACGGGCACAUCGACUGGAGAAGGACUGCCUCCAUGGCGACCUACUAGUGGGUCUGGAACUACGACGGAAGCACCAUCGAGCACAGCUACGGGUGAUUACUGCCCUACUGGCUUCUAUGCGUGCUUGGCGACCGCAGGAUCGGGAUGCUGUCGCACAGGCAGAGACUGCGUGACUACAUCUUGCCCUCCAGUAUCCUCAACUACCAUCACAUCCAACGGGAUAACGAUCGUCGUCCCCGCAAGCGAUGUCCCAACAACGACAGUGACCUCGACAUGUGCUUCAGGCUGGUUCCUUUGUGGCAGUGAGGCUGGUCCGGUCGCUGGUUGCUGUCCGUGGGGCUAUGCCUGUGGAACUGCGAGCUGCACAAUUGGUGACAGUACCGCCACAGCAACGAUUCAGAAGGAGCUACCCAGCAUGGGAUACAAAACCACGAUGGUAUGGACGGUUGUGCCUUGUAUGAUAGGGACGAUAAUUGCCCUCAUGGCCUGAGGUUUGGUGCACGUUCGUGAUGGUUGUAUAUAACGAGACAACUGUAUAUAAAUGAGUAGACGUUGAUGACAAGAUUCGCAUUAUACGGAGUUGGGAAUUUAGAACGUUAAGCAUGGUCUUAGAGGUUCGGGGUUGC
Truncatella angustata is the source of this 1552-nucleotide messenger RNA. RefSeq lists its product as uncharacterized. Lineage: Eukaryota; Fungi; Ascomycota; Sordariomycetes; Amphisphaeriales; Sporocadaceae. The transcript has a single exon. The coding region runs from base 139 to 1416 and encodes 425 amino acids. The record is from RefSeq and is a predicted model, not a curated record.